Metarhizium album ARSEF 1941 is the source of this 1005-nucleotide messenger RNA. RefSeq names its product glyoxylate reductase. Gene Ontology annotation, molecular function: glyoxylate reductase (NADPH) activity; NAD binding; hydroxypyruvate reductase [NAD(P)H] activity. NCBI's taxonomy places the organism in Eukaryota, Fungi, Ascomycota, Sordariomycetes, Hypocreales, Clavicipitaceae. The transcript has 4 exons. Gene Ontology annotation, cellular component: cytosol. Bases 1 to 1005 code for a protein of 334 amino acids. The record is from RefSeq and is a predicted model, not a curated record.
AUGGCAAGCAAGCCCAGGGUCCUCCUUUUGGGCGAAAUCGAACACGCCCACACCGCCUGGUCCCAAAUCGCAUCCGUCGCCACCGUCCUCACCCCCAAAGCCACCAGCCGAACAGCCUUCAUCGCCGAAUGCAAAGCCGGCGCCUUCGAUGGCGUCAGCGUCGCCUACCGGACCUUUGACUCCUUCGCCAUAACCGGCAGAAUCGACGACGAGCUCUGCGACGCGUUCCCCAAAACCCUCAAGUUUAUAUGCCACAACGGCGCCGGCUACGACCAAGUCGACAUCCAAGCAUGCACGUCGCGCUCCAUCCGCGUCUCCAACACGCCCACAGCCGUCGACGAAGCCACAGCCGACAUAACAAUCUGGCUGCUCAUCGGCGCCCUACGCAACUUCCCCGUCGGCAUGUCGGCCCUCCGAGCCGGCGACUGGCGCGGCAACCCCCCGCCAAAGCUAGGCCACGACCCGCAGGGCAAGGUCCUCGGCAUCCUGGGCAUGGGCGGCAUCGGGAGGAACGUGGCGGCCAAGGCUCGCGCGUUCGGGAUGAAAAUCCGCUACCACAACAGGAACAGGUUGCCCGCAGACCUGGAGGACGGCGCCGAGCUCGUCCCCUUUGAGAAGUUGCUGGCCGAGAGCGACGUCUUGAGCCUCAAUCUUCCCCUGAACCCUCACACCCGGCACAUCAUCUCCACCGACCAAUUCGCCCUCAUGAAGCCCGGCAUCGUGAUCGUCAACACGGCCCGCGGGGCGGUCAUGGACGAGGACGCACUCGUCAAGGCUUUGGACUCGGGCAAAGUCGCCAGCGUAGGCUUAGACGUGUACGGGGAAGAGCCCAAGGUUCACCCCGGUCUGAUUGCCAAUCCAAACGUGCUUCUCGUCCCGCACAUGGGAACGUGGACUGUCGAGACGCAGAUCAAGAUGGAGGAGUGGGCUAUUGACAAUGUCAGGCUGGCGCUUGAACAGGCCAAAUUGAAGAGUAUUGUCCCCGAGCAGAAGGACAUGGCCUGA